Molecule: messenger RNA, 179 nt
Organism: Racocetra fulgida
Lineage: Eukaryota; Fungi; Glomeromycota; Glomeromycetes; Diversisporales; Gigasporaceae
Source: the annotation of a GenBank genome assembly
UAACCCAAUCCGGUCCAUUACAGUUUGAACAGACUAUCCCAAAUUCUAAAACCUUGUUUUCUAAAAGGUUAACUCCAAAAUCAUUCUCUAUUAAAUUCAAAAUACUGUCAACACUUCAGCAUUUUUCAUUCAACAAUUUGGACCUUGUCUCCUAUUACUUAUGCCCUAAUACACCUUAA